Messenger RNA from Hyalella azteca, 2230 nucleotides. RefSeq names its product nicalin-1. The coding region runs from base 316 to 2001 and encodes 561 amino acids. The transcript has 12 exons. Gene Ontology annotation, cellular component: endoplasmic reticulum membrane. NCBI's taxonomy places the organism in Eukaryota, Metazoa, Arthropoda, Malacostraca, Amphipoda, Hyalellidae. The record is from RefSeq and is a predicted model, not a curated record. Gene Ontology annotation, biological process: regulation of signal transduction.
CUUAAAGUAAAAUUAAUGCGCAAUACCUUGAUAAAUGACAAAAAACUUUGAAUCUGCCGGAGAUUUUUAGUGGCCUCAUCAAUUAGGAAUCCAUUUAAAAAAAUCACAUAAGAAAAUUUUAUUGUGCAACAAUCAAUGAGUUGGAUCUGUACUACAUGGGUAUUCAUGAGAUAGUCGCGUAAACCUAGAAUCCAAGAUUUCUUAAGUCAACUGACCGGUCAAGUGAUAAAACUAAAAUAGAAGUGGGUGUACUGUGCGAGUAGAAAGGGCAAAGGUAUACCUUUUGGCUUAAAAAAUAAGAGGUUGCCAUUGAAAAUGUUGUGGUUGAGUGAAGAUGUUGUUGAAUUUCUUCGCGGAGGUGCUUUGCUUAUGGCCUUCUUGGUUGUCCUAUCUCCCCUUCAAGCCCGAGCCACAUCUGAGUUCAACGUUCACAGGCUUCAACAAUUUCAAUUACAUUCUAAUUCGUUUGGUUCUCUUGGAAGUUUGGUGAAUGUCGAGGCAGGAACUCUAAGUGAUGGUCCUAUGCUGCGGCAAUGCAUCUUGGCAAAGCUGGUGGACGUCACCCCUGAGGUGUACAGACUUGUGUCAAGUCAAGGAGCUGCUGCAAUGGUCAUCAUCCUGCCCAGCAACAUGACUGCUCUUUCAGCUCCUGUAAAGAUGCUUGUGAGACAGUUGGAGGAAGCCAUGCUGAGCACUGAAGUGCCAAUGGCCGUCUAUCUGGCUCAAGAGACACCUGAGUUAGCUGCCAUUUACCAAAGUGUCAAGGACAAGACUUCUUCUGGUGCCUCCUCAGCUGCUGCCAAUUUUCUCAGCAGCCUGGCAUCUGAUGGCUACCAAAUGGUGGUGUCAGGCGCUCAGUCCAAGCCAAUGCUUGACGUUGCUGUUGCCAAUGUCCAGGGACAACUGAAUGGCUUUGGUGCUGAAGAAAAGCUGCCUUCCAUAGCAAUUGUGGCUCAUUAUGAUGCAUUUGGUGCCGCACCUGAAUUAUCAUUUGGUGCUGACAGCAAUGGUUCUGGAGUGGCAGCCCUGUUAGAAAUUGCAAGACUUUUGUCGCGACUGUACAAGUCUCCCCACACGCACCCUCAUGCCAACCUCUUCUUCCUCUUGCCUGGAGGAGGCUUCCUCAACUAUCAGGGCACGAAGCGAUUCCUGGACGACAUGGAAGGAGGCGACACAAAUAUUCUGGGUGAAGGACGCCCCACUUUUGUGCUGUGCCUCGACGCCCUGGCUGCCACCAACAGCCUGCAGCUCCACGUGUCACGUCCUCCGAAGAACGGCACACUCAUGCAUGCCUUCUAUCAGAGGCUGCUCGAGGCAGGUCAGGAGCUGGGUGUGGAGGUGGGACUCGUGCACCGCAAGAUAGACUUGGCAGAUGCGAGGCAGCCGUGGCAGCAUCACCUCUACAGCAUCAAGAAGCUGUCUGCCGCAACGCUCUCCGCUCUCACUAGCGGGGAUGGAGAUGAGCGCGGCAGUAUCACGGACACCCUGUCUGCACUGAACACCACACGUCUGGUGCUGCACACCAGCGUACUGCACACUGCCUUGCUGCGCACCAUAUACAACGGUGCUGCUGGAGCUGUGCACCACAUGCUGCAUGAUCUGCCUCCUGCACUCAACGUAAACAGCAACAGCCUGUCGUAUUGGCUGUCGUUGCUGACGUCUCAGGCGCGCUCCACACAACUGCUGCAGCCGGCGAAGUCUCAUCCUCUUGUGCGAGCUCUGCAUGAAGCUUUGCUCAGGUUCACAGUGGACGUGAAGCUGUCCGUGUUCAAGCCUGACAAGCGUGACCCAGACUUUGGGUUCCACGAUAACACCGGCGGCGUCAUGGUUGCGUACUCCAUCAAGCCUGCCUCUUUUGACUUGCUCCUGUCACUCAUCAUUGCCGGCUAUCUCGGUGUGGUUUAUCUUCUGCUCCAGCAAAUGCCAUUGAUCCAGAACCUUGUCAUCCAGUCAAGUUCCAUCCGCGUUUCCAAUGGCAAAGUGAAGAGCAAGUACCAUUAAGUCUACCAGUGCCACCGACUGCUGCCAGGGCUGAAAAUGUCAACCGAGAAUGGACAGCGUCUCGUAUUUAAAUCUUGAAUUUUACUAAUUACUCUUAAGUUUUGUCACAGUCCUGCAGUUCUAAAUAUGAAAAAUUCAAACAAUGGUAGCAGUAGUUGUUUGGACUAAUCUCGUUGGUUAUAGAAAAAAUAAUUUUUUGUUGAAUGUAUGUACAUAUAUUAAGGCGAUU